Messenger RNA from Thamnophis elegans (Western terrestrial garter snake), 1535 nucleotides. RefSeq names its product transmembrane and immunoglobulin domain containing 1 (gene TMIGD1). NCBI's taxonomy places the organism in Eukaryota, Metazoa, Chordata, Lepidosauria, Squamata, Natricidae. Gene Ontology annotation, cellular component: cell-cell junction. Gene Ontology annotation, biological process: cell-cell adhesion. The coding region runs from base 542 to 1309 and encodes 255 amino acids. The record is from RefSeq and is a predicted model, not a curated record. Gene Ontology annotation, molecular function: cell adhesion molecule binding. The transcript is spliced from 7 exons.
UUGUAAAAAAAAAAAAACGGUCAUAAGUCUUUUUUUUUUUUAAUGCGGCUGUAACUUCGAACAUUCCCUAAACGAAUGGUUGCAACUCGAGGACCACAUCACUAAAACAAAUCCUGCAGCCGAGGUCUUGCCCUCUUCCCAAAGAGGAUUUGGAACCGCUCUGUCGGAUUGACCCCUUGGCCCUCAACCUCUCAAGUUUCUAGUCCUCUUUGAUGGCAAAGUUCAGCCUCUGGAAAGGUUUCUCGCUGUCCGCCAGGUCAAAAUCAUGCUGGUUACUCAUUGUCCCAGCCGGGCCCAUAAAUGCGCAACAAUCCUUCCCAGAUUUCUUUUCCCCCAAAGGAAGCACUCAAUGUUUACCCAGAAAGGCCUUGAAAUAAGCGACACCUUGAACUCAGCACAACUGAGUCACUUCUCCGUGCACCGCCAUAAAGUCAUAUAACUGGGACGCCUAUAAAAACAGGCCGGUCACGGCCACCUCUUUUUCAGACCAAGGACAGCCGAGGAUCGGUCGCUUACCUCGGGUUCUGAGCAACCUCAGAAGAUGGAAGGCACCUUAUACGCAAAGUUGCUCCUCGUUGUAGCUGUUAUGCCAGUGGUUGUCUCAGGCCUAGAGCUGGCCAUCAACACCAAGACGGCUGGCUACGAGCUGGUGACCAAAGUGGGCCUGACCCAGUCCCUCUGGUGCACCGUGAAGCAUCACAGCCAGGAGGAGGAACUGCUUUGGCUACGAGGAGACGGAGAAGUCAACUUGCAGGAGGGGAACAAGGUCAAUUCCAGCAACAUUUGCAUCUCUCCUGUCACCGACGAGGACAACGGCAUCUCCUUCACCUGCCAGUUGGCCCGGAACAAAUCCGUCCAGGUGUCUGUGCUGCUCAACGUCACCUACGCCCCCGUCCUAACCGGGGAAGACCUUCCCAGCAUCCCCACCGAUUGGGAUGCGACCUUCAAUUGCCGUGUCAAAGCCAACCCUCCUGCUCAACUUACCUGGCUGAAGGACAACGAGAUCCUGAGCCUGGGGGACUCCCGCUACUGGCUUGUCCAAAGCAGCGAGCUGUUUCAGCUGACCAUUAAGCAACUCCAACCCUCGGACGGAGGGAUAUACACCUGUGUGGCUCACUCGCCGCUAGGCAUGAGCCGUAAGGAUUUCCACCUGGUCGUCGAAGAGAAAAAACUGCCUUACCCCACCGAAGCUGUCAUUGCUGCCGUGGUCGUCCUGUCACUCAUAGCGCUCUUCGCUCUUGCGGUUCGAUGGCAAAAGAUCCUACAGUGUUUCAAGAAAACCGAUUCGCCGAGCCACACCGCCCUGUAAAGGAAUUCUUACUCCGGAGCAACCUCUUAGAUGAUCCGUGUGACUUCAGAUGGCUAGUGCCGUUUUGAUUUCGAACUUUAAAUAAAUCCAAUGUACAACUUACCCAUGUUCAAGCAACAUUAACAUUUAGAACUGAUCCACUUUCAAGCGACAAUAAAAUGCACAGAAUAACGGAGCUGGAAGGGACCUUGGAGGUCAUCCAGUCCAACCCCUCCUGGCCCAAGCA